Messenger RNA from Lobosporangium transversale, 2007 nucleotides. RefSeq lists its product as hypothetical. Lineage: Eukaryota; Fungi; Mortierellomycota; Mortierellomycetes; Mortierellales; Mortierellaceae. The coding region runs from base 109 to 1932 and encodes 607 amino acids. The record is from RefSeq and is a predicted model, not a curated record. Gene Ontology annotation, molecular function: protein binding. The transcript is spliced from 4 exons.
CCUCAAUUACUUACUUCUGCACUUGGUGUACCAACGCCAACAAUAUGCGUUUUUUCUUUCUGUAUUUCGAUAGAUGCAUCUCCAUACCAUGAUGUUAAACAUGUGCCCAUGAUUGCCUCACCACUGUUCAAAGUACCAACAGCUAUAUCGCCUCCAUACGAUAUGCAUCCGUUACCUGAUGACAUUACCCAGCGGAGAUAUCAUGAUUUUUCAUUGGAGCACAGGAUUGUGGAAGAAUACCAACGCAUUGUGGCUGAGGAGGCUGCCAUCACGGAGGCUAGAGAGGACGCAUAUAAAAAGUACGCUGAAGAACGAGAAGCACGACUAAAACAAGAAAGAAUCAGCCGUGCUAGAAAGAUUGCGCCCGGAUUCUUGGACAGCGAGGACCGUCGGAUUUUAACUCCAACACUAGCUACAGCACAGGCCAGGGAUCAGCAACAACAGCAGAAGCAACAUCAGGCAAAUUCUAGUAAUGGACAAAGUGCGAAAAACCACUUUGACUAUAGUGAAUUUGAAGCGAAUGAUAAUAGUCUUACUGAUGAGAAUGCGCUUGACAAGAGGACCAGCAAAAAUAAUGAUGAUAGCGAUACAAACGCUAAUAAUUAUAAGGAGGAGCUACUACCGGAGCAGCAAAAAUCGCUGCAGAAGCUUCCUCCACAGCAGCAGAAUCAGACUAGUCCUCUACAAAGAACAGAUUCAUCCUUGAACCAAGGCUUUGUUCAGGAAACGGGUGGAGAGGCUGUGGAAGAAGAGGUCAUUGUUCAGGCUGUCCCGUUGUCGGAACUUACAGGAAUGCUACGUGACAGUUGCUUAGAAGAAGAUUCAUCAAAUACUGCACCGAGGGCUUGGACUGAAAGGGAUGUGUCAUCAGUGUCGUCAGAGAAAUCUGCUUUACCUUCAUUCAACGCAGCAACACGAUUGGACUUUCGUGAGUUUGAACAAGGAUUGGGUCCUCCAGAUCCUUGGGAGGCACCGGUUGAUGACUUGACGGCUCUGAAAGACGUUAUAUCGCAGCAAAUGGGCCACAGCAGCUCAUCACAGACACAGGAUAUAGCACGCCCACAGCCUCAACAGCAGCAGCAGCACCCUCCAAUACAAACAUACCCGUACCAACAACAGCCUCAGCAAACACAACCUCAACAGCAACUACAGCAGCCACAAACACAACCACUACAACAUCAACAGCAGCAGCAGCUCGGUUCAUCUUUUCCACAGCCCAUGGAUCAACAGUUACAUGGCCAAUAUUCUUAUGGCGUCACACCCAACAAAGCGGCUUUUAAUUCCUCAUCUACCCCUAUUGCAGCCUUUCAGCCUCCGCAUAAGCCUACAGGGAUUGCUCAGCAGCAACAAGCACUACAGCAUCAUCAACAGCAGCAUCGUCAUUCAACUGGUGGUAUAAGCGGUGGUAACAACGGUCCUCAUAAUGUGACAGGUUUAACAGCAGCUCAGCAGCAGGCACGUUUUGGUAAUGCGACACCUUCUCCACCACCAUUGCCCCCACCACCCAACAGGGCUGUGACCGCGUCACCGAGUGUUGGAACAGGUACCGCUUCUGGACAGCCCGUUGUGAGCCGACCACCCCUACCAGCGCGACCAUUCCGAGGGGCGGGGAUGGAUUCGAUCACCUCAGAGCCCUCAGGAAGUGCAGGCGUAGGUGUGGAACAUGUAACCAUAACGGACCGCUCAAUGACGCCUCCACGACCACCACUGCCACCACCACCUACAUCCGCUCGUGAUCCAAUUGGAGCAGACAAUGAAAGUCAACAGCAUUCUCACCAGCAGGUUGUUGCUCCGGCACCUCCUAACGCCAACUCGUUAAUUGAGCAGUUGCUUAAUAUGGGCUUCACAAGGGAGCAAAGUCGAAGCGCACUAGAGAAAUAUGACUAUGAUUUAGAGAAGGCAACGAACCAUCUGCUGGAUUGGGAUGAUUAGAGAACAAAUACGUAAAGCAUUAAUAAUUAUAAUAAAAGUAAAAAGCAAAAAUAAAAACUAAGAUAUAGUUGGCAG